AUGAAAGUGGGUCACUCGAAAUGCGAUGAGGCUCUGGCUUCUCCGUUGCCACACACAGCCUUCUCCAGCUCAUCUGUCUUCUCAAAUGGAUAUGCACCUGGAUAUGCCAAGCUCAACAGACGCGGAGGCGCUGGCGGAUGGUCUCCACUCGAUAGCGACCACUACCAGUGGCUGCAGGUGGACCUGGGAUCCAGAAAGCAACUGAGUGCCAUAGCUACACAGGGUCGCUACAGCAGUUCUGAUUGGACCACGCGAUACCGUUUGCUCUACAGUGAUACAGGAAGGAACUGGAAACCUUACCACCAGGAUGGCAACAUUUGGGCCUUCUCUGGAAACUCCAACUCGGAGAGUGCAAUUCGGCAUGAGCUACAGCACGGAAUUGUGGCACGUUUCCUGAGGCUCGUCCCCCUGGAAUGGAGCAAAGAAGGCAGGAUUGGACUUCGCAUUGAAGUCUAUGGCUGCUUGUACUGGGCAGACAUGAUCAACUUUGAUGGACAGGGUGUGAUCUCCUAUCGUUUCAAGGUGAAGAAGAUGAAGCUCAUCAAGGAUGUGAUUGCGCUGAGGUUCAAGACAUCCGAGAGUGAGGGAGUGAUUCUCCACGGAGAGGGGCAGCAGGGAGACUACAUCACUUUGGAACUCCGUAAAGCCAAGCUGCUGCUGCAGAUCAACUUGGGCAGUAACCAGUACGGCUCAAUUCUGGGCCAUACCUCAGUGACGACGGGCAGCCUCUUGGAUGACAACCACUGGCACUCGGUGGUGAUUGAGCGCUACCGUCGUAAUGUCAAUUUCACACUGGAUAGACACACGCAGCACUUCAGGACCAACGGGGAGUUUGAUCACCUCGACUUGGACUAUGAGCUGAGCUUCGGCGGAAUGCCAUACAGCGGAAAGCCAGUAGGAGGUGGGCGCAAGAACUUUAAAGGCUGCAUGGAGAGUAUCAACUACAAUGGAGACAACAUUACAGACCUAGCCCGAAGGAAAAAGCUGGACACAUCGAGCUUUCGUAACCUUUCAUUUUCCUGCCUGGAGACACACUCCUUCCCCGUCUUUUUCAACGCCACCAGCUUCCUGCAGCUGCCAGGUCGGGCUUCGCAUGAUGUCAUAUCGGUGGGCCUCCAGUUCCGCACGUGGAACCCACACGGGCUACUCCUCUUCAGCAACCUUGACGAUGGAACGCUGGAAAUUUCACUCGAAGACAGCAAGGUGGUUGUUCGCAUCAAUGUGACUAGGGAUGCCAAGAACUACCUAGUCGGCUUAACUUCAGGUUCAGGUCUUAAUGACGGCCAAUGGCAUGCCGUACGUUUGGUCGCCAAGGAGAAUUUUGCCAUGUUGAUGAUGGAUGGCGAUGAACCUUCUGCUGUACGUUCCACGUCACCACUCUUAAUAACCACUGGAGGAACUUAUCACCUAGGAGGGUAUUUUCUCCAGACGCUGUUCCCACCAACUCAGCGCUACUUCCAGGGUUGCAUGCAAGCAAUUGUGGUGGAUGACCAAACGGCUGAUUUACAUGCAGUGGAGAAAGGCACAGUGGGAGCAUUUGAGAACGUCAGCCUGGACAUGUGUGCCAUUAUGGAUAGAUGUAUGCCUAAUCAUUGCGAACAUGGCGGUCGCUGUAAACAGACAUGGGACAAUUUCAGCUGCACUUGUGAUGGAACAGGAUACACUGGCGCUACCUGUCACACAUCUAUCUAUGAGCCAUCGUGUGAGGCCUAUAAGCAUUUGGGCCGGUCCACUGACACUUACUGGAUAGACCCUGAUGGCAGUGGACCUCUGGGACCCUUCAAAGUAAACUGCAACAUGACAGAGGAUAAAGUAUGGACAGUAGUCAUGAGCAACCUUCCACCGAAAACCACAGUGACCGGAUCCAGUAGAGAGAGACGCACCAUCCUCCAAGUCAACUACAGUGCCUCUCUUGACCAGGUAGCUGCCAUCACCACCAGUGCAGAACACUGUGAGCAGCAGAUCACAUACAGUUGCCGUAUGUCCAGACUGCUCAACACUCCAGAUGGCACUCCCUACACAUGGUGGGUGGGCCGGGGGAGUGAAAAACACUUCUACUGGGGGGGCUCGGGUCCUGGCAUCCAGAAGUGUGCCUGCGGCAUCGAUAGGAAUUGCACUGACCCAAAGUACGACUGCAACUGUGAUGCCGACCACUCGCAAUGGAGGGAAGAUUCUGGCCUCUUGACAUAUAAAGAACACCUGCCAGUCAGCCAAGUUGCAGUGGGUGACACCAACCGAGCUGGCUCUGAGGCCAAGCUGACUGUAGGACCACUACACUGCCAGGGAGAUGAUAACUACUGGAAUGCAGCUUCAUUCACUACCCCGUCGUCCUACCUUCACUUUGCCACCUUCCAGGGGGAAACCAGUGCCGACAUCUCGUUCUAUUUCAAGACCAGCGCACCAUAUGGGGUCUUCCUGGAAAACCUGGGCAACACAGACUUCAUACGUUUAGAGCUGAAAUCUCCCAAAGUUGUCUCUUUCUCCUUCGAUGUGGGGAACGGCCCAGUGGAGUUAACAGUGCAUUCCGACCAACCUCUUAACGACGACCAGUGGCACCGAGUGAUGGCCGAGCGGAACAUCAAGGAGGCAGUUCUCCAGCUGGAUCAGAUCUACCAUAUCUCGCAGCCAGCGCCUGCGCAGGGACACACACGGUUAGAACUGUUCAGCCAACUCUAUGUGGGAAAACCAGCCUCGCAAACCUGCCAAGACAGUGCCGCAGGGGGCCAGAGAGGCUUUUUGGGCUGCAUCCGAGCUCUAAGGAUGAACGGGGUCACCCUUGACCUCGAAGAGAGGGCCAAGGUGACGCCCGGGGUCAAACCCGGCUGCCAAGGUCACUGUACCAGUUACGGCAUGUAUUGCCGCAAUGGGGGAAAGUGCGUGGAGAAGUACAACGGGUACUCAUGCGACUGCGCUUUAACUGCCUAUGACGGCCCUUUCUGCACUCAAGAUGUUGGAGGCUAUUUUGAGACCGGAACAUUGGUGAGGUACAACCUCCUCCCUGAAGGUGCAGCGGGAGCCAUGAAGGAUUCCAGGGUCUUUUCAAGUCAAUUCACGUCGCAGGAAGUCAAUUUAACCAAAGAGGAAGUGACGUUUAGUUUCAGCACCUCCAGUGCACCCGCCAUUUUGAUGUAUGUCAGCUCCAGGACUGAAGACUAUAUGGCAGUGGUGUUAAGGCACAACGGUUCUCUACAGGUCCGUUAUAAUUUGGGAGGUCUGAAAGAGCCUUUUGCCAUUGAUGUGGACCAGCGGAACCUAGCCAACGGACAACCGCACAGCAUCAAUAUGUCUCGCAUUGACAGAAGCCUCACCAUCCAGUUGGAUCAUUACCCUGCAGUCAGCUACACCCUCCCGGAUGCCUCGGACACCAAGUUCAACCUGGUCAAGACUCUCUUCUUGGGCAAAGUGUAUGAAACAGGAUACGUCGACCCAGUGGUGAUCGAGCGUUACAACACCCCAGGCUUCAUUGGCUGCUUAUCGCGUGUGCAGUUCAACGGACUCGCCCCCCUUAAGUCAGCACUGAGGAGAGGCACGCAGACAAGUCUUGUGCAAGACGAACAGCUCGCAGCUGCCUCACCGGUGUCUUACCAGGGUAAACUAGUGGAGUCCAACUGUGGGGCAUCACCUCUCACCAUCCCACCAAUGUCGGCUGCAACAGAUCCGUGGAAUCUGGACAACACAGAUGCGGAAUUCCCUUUCAAUGAGGAACGAGUGAUUCCUGAUGGAGUCAAUAGAGACUCAGCCAUUAUUGGAGGGAUCAUCGCAGUGGUGAUCUUCACCAUCUUAUGCACGCUGGUGUUCCUGAUCCGCUACAUGUUCCGUCACAAAGGCACCUACCACACCAACGAGGCCAAAAGCACCACAGAGCCUGCCGGGGAGUCGACAGACACGGCCAUCAUCGGAACAGACAACCCAGAAACCAUCGAGGAAUCUAAGAAGGAGUGGUUCAUCUAG
Nerophis lumbriciformis (worm pipefish) is the source of this 3951-nucleotide messenger RNA. NCBI's taxonomy places the organism in Eukaryota, Metazoa, Chordata, Actinopteri, Syngnathiformes, Syngnathidae. The record is from RefSeq and is a predicted model, not a curated record.